AAAGGCCCAGAGAUACUGUUAGCAGGACAGAAGCUGAACGACAAUGAGUGGCACUCAGUGAAGGUGGUACGUCUCGGGAACAACCUGCAGCUCUCUGUGGACAACGUGACUGUGGAAGGUAGGAGGGGAGAGCAGAGUCAAACCAUGAGAUGAAGGGAAACUGUGAUCUUCCUGAUAAUACACUAGAUACUAAAUAACAUUUCAUGUUUAGUUUGUGAUCUUCUGUAGCUCAGUUGGUAGAGCAUGGCGCUUAACUGUAAGUCGCUUUAGAUAAAAGUGUCUGCUAAAUGGCAUAUAUUAUGUAUUUUUAUAUCUGCCUAUCAACAUGUAUUUAUUCUACUCCAGGCCAUAUGGCCGGUGCCCACACUCGCUUGGAGUUCCACAACAUUGAGACUGGCAUCAUGACAGAGAGACGCUUCAUCUCUGUGGUGCCAUCCAACUUCAGAGGGCACCUGCAGGCCCUCUCCUUCAAUGGCGUGCCCUACCUGGACCAGUGUAAGAAUGGUGACAUCUCCUACUGCGAACUCAAUGCCCGCUUCGGCAUGCGUCGCAUCGUGGCUGACCCUGUGACCUUCCACAGCCGGGCCAGCUACCUGGCCUUCUCCACCCUGCAGGCCUAUGCCUCCAUGCACCUCUUCUUCCAGUUCAAGACCACCUCACCUGACGGCCUGCUGCUCUUCAACUCUGGAGACGGCAGUGACUUCAUCAUGGUGGAGCUGGUCAAAGGGUGAGUGGUGUGCUUGGGGGGUCAGGAAGGGGUGAAGCUCCACCUAAUAUUCCAAUGGGCGAUGACAAUGGUUUGGAUUUGUUUUUUUUGUUGACAUUAUGUGUUCAACCUAUUUUGCAACAUAUUUUCUUAGGUGCUGUAACCAUGCAGAGAGUGUAUGGGAUGGAUGAAUAACAGCUGCCAACCACUGUUCCUCUUUUCUCUCCCUCAACAAGUGAUUGUCUGUUAUAGGGAAUACUUUGUUUCUGUCACCUGGCGCCAUGUAAAGGGAAAGUAUUCAGAAUGUUUUAGUGAAAAGAGACGGAUAGAGGGAGUAGGUGUGAAAGAGCGAACAAUAAUGCCCAGAAAUACUGCCCAGAAAUACUGUCACUCAGUAAGCAAUUAGUCAGCAGGAGUUCUUCUAAGCUGUGGCGCCUUUAAGCAACAGCACACAGCAAUACUGGAUCCGUGGGCUGAAGAGAGAACUGUCAUAUCUCUCAGUGCUGCGAGUACUACACUGUCUCUGAUGAUGUUUCUAUUCAUAUUAUCAAUGUGCAUUCAAUCUGCAUUUCAAAAGGACAGGAUGUUGCAAUAUCGUCCCUAUCCAUUGUAGAUUUCCUUUACAUUUAAACAUUUACCUAGAUACAGUAUAUAUUUGUCAUUCUGUAAAAUUACUUGUGUGUGAUGUAAUGUUGUGUUGUAGGUACAUCCAUUACGUGUUUGACCUGGGUAGCGGACCGUCACUCAUGAAGGGCAACUCUGAGAAGCCUCUCAACGACAACCAGUGGCACGACGUGGUGGUCUCCCGGGACGACAACAACGUACACAUCCUCAAGAUCGACUCCCGCACCGUCACCCAGCACUCCAACGGAGCCCGUAACCUGGACCUCAAAGGUAUUGUAUGCACUACCCCUUCUCAAAACUGGCUCCAGCCACUGUACUCCUGCAGGGUAUAUACAGUAUAUGGAGUGGACUCAAAGUACUUGUUUUCUUAGUGCAGUAUUUCAGAUCAACAGACACUAAUUAUCUGACUGUCAGAAGCACACAUCAGUGUUUGUUGCUGUCGAAACGCUGAGUACAGACACCAGCUAUGAUUGCUGUGUUGUUCAAUAGGCUUUAUGAAGAUAAUGGAAUCAAAAGUGAAUUUGUUUUUUUGGUAGACUCUCAUGCCCAGGAGAGGAAUGCUUUGGCUGAGAAGAAAAUUAAGUCUUUGUACUUAGUGAAUGAAAGUGAAAUGAGAUUAAAAGAGAGGUGAUCAAAGAGUGCCAGCAGUGGACACAGCAGCAGCAGAGAACAGUAGCAAAGAGUAGAAGAGAACAACAGCAGAGAGCCGCAGCAGAGAGCCGCAGCAGAGAACAACAGCAGAGAGCAGCAGCAGAGAACAACAGCAGAGAGCAGCAGCAGAGAACAACAGCAGAGAGCAGCAGCAGAGAACAACAGCAGAGAGUAGCAGAGAACAGUAGCAGAGAACAG
Coregonus sp. 'balchen' is the source of this 2179-nucleotide messenger RNA. The record is from the annotation of a GenBank genome assembly. NCBI's taxonomy places the organism in Eukaryota, Metazoa, Chordata, Actinopteri, Salmoniformes, Salmonidae.